AUGGCCUUUCCUUUGUCAACCAUUCUCCACAUGACCCUCAUGUCAGCAGAAUUCUUCAUAGGGAUGAUGGUAAAUGGAUAUCUUAUCAUCGUGAACUGUAUUGACUUGUCUAAAAGCAGAAAGCUCAAACCAAUGGAAAUCCUUUUGCUGUGCAUAGGGAUAUCUAGAUUUGGCCUGCAGCUGAUGCUGAUGGUACAAAUAUUUUACUCUGUGUUCUUUCCACGUGCUUAUGACAAAAAUAUCUAUAAUGAAAGCAUGAUGUUCAUUUGGAUGUUGUUCAGUGCUAUCAGUUUCUGGUUUGCUACCUGCCUUACUCUAUUUUACUGCUUCAAAAUUUCUGGUUUUACUCACCCUUCUUUUCUUUGGCUGAAAUUCAGAAUUUCAAAGUUCAUGUUGUGGUUACUUUUGGGCAGCUUGCUGGCCUCUUUGGGCACUGCAUCCAUAAGUACUAUGGUAGAGUUACCCAAAACUGUGUAUGAUGAUGUUUUUGGAAACACCACACUAAAAAAGAUUACAGCCAACACAAAGGAAAGCCAUGAUUUGCUUCUCGUAAACUUGACACUGUUACUUCCUCUUGCCAUAUUUGUGGUGUGUACCUCUAUGCUGUCCAUUUCGCUUUACAAACACACUCAUCUGAUGCAAAGUGGACCUCAUGGAUUUUCAAAUGUCAAGACCAAAGCCCAUAUAAAUGCACUAAGAACAAUAAUAACAUUUGUUUGCUUCUUUAUUUCUUACUUUGCAGCCUUCAUGGCUAAUAUGACAUUUAGAAUUCCUUACAGAAGUCAUCAAUUCUUUGUGGUAAAGGAAAUAAUGGCAGCUUUUCCUGCUGGUCAUUCAUUGAUACUCAUCUUGAGUAAUUCUAAGCUCCAACAACCAUUCAGGCGAAUUCUCUGCUUCAGAAAGAAUCAAUAA
Molecule: messenger RNA, 912 nt
Organism: Perognathus longimembris pacificus (Pacific pocket mouse)
Lineage: Eukaryota; Metazoa; Chordata; Mammalia; Rodentia; Heteromyidae
Product: taste receptor type 2 member 7-like
Exons: 1
Coding region: 1-912 (303 amino acids)
Biological process (GO): G protein-coupled receptor signaling pathway; detection of chemical stimulus involved in sensory perception of bitter taste; sensory perception of taste
Cellular component (GO): membrane
Molecular function (GO): G protein-coupled receptor activity; bitter taste receptor activity
Source: RefSeq, a predicted model, not a curated record